Kickxella alabastrina is the source of this 5616-nucleotide messenger RNA. Its product is annotated as SNF2 family N-terminal domain-containing protein. Gene Ontology annotation, molecular function: histone binding; DNA binding; ATP-dependent chromatin remodeler activity. The record is from RefSeq and is a predicted model, not a curated record. Gene Ontology annotation, cellular component: chromatin; nucleus. Lineage: Eukaryota; Fungi; Kickxellomycota; Kickxellomycetes; Kickxellales; Kickxellaceae. Gene Ontology annotation, biological process: nucleosome organization; regulation of transcription by RNA polymerase II. The coding region runs from base 1 to 5616 and encodes 1871 amino acids. The transcript is spliced from 3 exons.
AUGCAAGCAAACGGUAUAAGCAACGAAAGCACAAUCGGUGGAGGCCUUGCUGCCCCAGAGACGAGCAGGCAGGUCUCGCAACAUGGCGGUGCAGAUCGGCAAAUCAGCGGUGAACAGGAGCAGCAGCAGCCGCAGAGGAGGCGGCUAGUCCAGGGCCGACCAUCACAUGCACGCGUCGUUAGCGACACCAACAGCGAGCUGUCAUCGGCAGACGAUAUCGAAAACGACGAUGACAAAGACGCGUUUGACGGUGAUUUUGGGGCUUACGGCAACACAGGGGCAAAUGCCAACCGGCCGCAGGUGGCAAUGAAGGCCCCGCGCACAAACCCGGCGGCAGUGGCUGUUCCUCGGCAGAGUCUGGAGGCACCCGCCAAGCGGCCAAACUAUGCGGAAGACUCUUCUACCUCGGAAAUGUCAGUAGUGUCUGAUGACGCCGAUUUCUCCAUGUCCGAGCUGGAGGAAGUCGACAAUGAAGAGCCCGACAACUCGUCCGAUUCUGCAGCGCAAGAGGAGGACUCGAGCGAUGGCAACUGGGGCUCGAAGCCACGCAAGCGCAAAUCGAAAAAGGUCAUGCCCGCAAAAACCACUAAGCGCGCCAAGGGCGGGCUUGUCAAGGGAUCCAGAGCUCGCGGGGCGAACGCCAGGGCGGCUCAAAGCGCGACCCCAAAAUCCACGAUUAAGCAGCGCGAGGCUGAGUACUCAGACAGCGGCGACUCAGACUUUUACGUUAGCAGCAAGAAGGCCAAGCGGGGCGGUCGUAACCAGCCGAAGAAGCCCAAGGCGGUGCCAGCAUAUAUGGGCGGCAGCGACUCGGACUACGGGUCUUCGGAUUAUCGCUCCGUGCGCCAGUCGUCGCGCGGCAACGGCGUUAAAAACUACGCCGAGGACGAGGCCGAGUACCCAGGAGUUGACUUUGAGGACGAGGUGGGCCCGUCAGAGCACACGUCAAAGACAAAGUCCAAGGGCAAGGACACGCUGGCGCUGCUGGACGAGGACGGCGGCGAGGACAUCAUCGAGCAGGUACGGGACUUUAGGAUCAGCGAAACGGCCGAGAGCAAGCGACUCGACGUCAUAGGCAACCUCGAAUUCUUCAUCAAGUGGAAGGGGUGGUCAUAUCGGCACGCCACCUGGGACUCGGCAGCAUUCCUCAAGGAUUACAAGGGCUACAAGAAGGUUGAAAACUACUUUAAAAACACGGUCUUGUUGGACAGCGCCAUUCGCAACGACCCCGAUGCCACGCGCGAGGACAUUGAGCAGUUGGACAUCAACCGCGAGAUGGAGCGGGACACGCUGCGCGACUACACCAAGAUUGAGCGAAUUGUGGCGACACGACCCCUCACUUCGGCAAGACGCGCACGCGACGGCGAGGGCGCUGCAGCCGCACCGGCAUCCAAGAACGCGCUGCAGGCUGACGACAGCGUCGAAUACCUGGUGAAAUGGAAGCGGCUCCCGUACAGCGCGUGCUCGUGGAUCACUGCCGACGAGAUUGGCGACGAGUCGCAGGCCGAGCUUGACUCGUUCCUGGAUCGUGAGCAGUCAUUGUGCCUGCCCUUCCGCAACGCGCCGAUAAGCAGAGCCAAGCGGCCAAAAUUCCAGCGGCUGACGAAGCAGCCCGAUUACCUGACAGGCGGUCAGCUGCGUGACUACCAACUUACGAGCCUGAACUGGAUGGCGCAUCUGUGGUGCAACGACGAAAAUGGGAUUCUUGCCGAUGAGAUGGGCCUUGGAAAGACAAUCCAGACGAUUUCGUUCCUGUCGUAUUUGUUCCACACGCAGGAUAUAUACGGCCCGUUCUUAGUCGUGGUUCCGCUGUCCACUAUCAGCGCCUGGCAGCGCGAGUUUGUCCGCUGGGCGCCUGACAUGAACGUGCUGUGCUACAUCGACGACAACCGCAGCCGAGCGAUCAUGCGCGAGUACGAGUUUUACAAGGGCAGCGGGAAUCCCUCGCGGGUCAAGCUCAACGUGCUGCUGACCACGUACGAGCUGGUGCUCAAGGACCGCGAUGUGCUGGGCGGCAUCAAAUGGAGCUUUUUGGCUGUUGAUGAGGCCCAUCGUUUGAAGAACAGCGAGUCGCAGUUGCACGACGCGUUGACAUCGUUCCACACUACGAACCGUCUGCUUGUGACUGGCACACCAUUGCAAAACACGGUCAAGGAGCUGGUGACUCUGUGUCGUUUCCUUAACCCCGAGCGCUUCGACGACCUCGACGGCGACUUUGACAUCCGCGUUAACGCCGGCGACGCCGAGCAGGAGGGCAAGAUUGCCGACCUGCACCGCCGCCUCAAGCCGUACAUGCUGCGCCGCCUCAAAAAGGACGUCGAAAAGUCGCUGCCUAACCGCACUGAGCGUAUCCUGCGCGUCGAGCUUUCGGGAAUGCAGGUGCACUUUUACAAGAACAUCCUGACGCGCAACUACGCCGUGCUCAACCGCAACGCGACAGGGUCUGGGCAGAUGUCACUGCUUAACAUCAUGGUCGAGCUCAAGAAGGCGAGUAACCAUCCAUAUCUGUUCCCAAACGCCGAGACACCGGCAGACGCCAAGGAUGAAGUUUUACGCGGCCUGGUUAACCACAGCGGAAAGAUGAUGCUACUUGACAAGCUGCUUGCCAAGCUCAAGAACGGCGGCCACCGCGUGCUCAUCUUUUCGCAAAUGGUACGGAUGCUGGAUAUCUUGGCCGACUAUAUGGCCUUGCGCGGCUACGCAUACCAGCGGCUGGAUGGGUCGGUGCCCUCCGAAGUGCGCAAACGCUCCAUCGAGCACUACAACGCGCCAGGCUCGCCCGACUUUGUAUUCUUGCUGAGUACGCGUGCCGGUGGCCUGGGAAUCAACCUGGAGACAGCCGACACGGUUAUCUUAUACGACUCGGACUUUAACCCGCAGGCAGACAUGCAGGCGAUGGCGCGCGCGCACCGUAUCGGCCAGAAAAAGCAGGUGGCUGUGUAUCGCUUUGUGUCCAAGAACACAAUUGAGGAGGACAUCCUCGAGCGCGCCAAGCGCAAGAUGGUGCUCGAGUACUGCAUCAUCAAGGGCAUGGACACGUCUGGCCUGCACAUAUCCGACAACGAGCGCAAGCAGAUUGAGCGCACCAAGCAGGGCAAAGGCGGCGGUGUUUCUGGCGGCAGCUCUGGGGGGUCGACGUUUUCGCGUGACGAGCUAGCGGCCAUUCUCAAGUUUGGCGCUAGCAGCAUGUUUGCCGACGACAGCGUGACGAUGCAGCAGCACAAGCUCGACGACAUGGACCUUGACAAGAUGCUCGAGGACGCCGAGCAGGCUGAGACAUCGGAGGCCGGCGUGGCUGACGACUUCCUCAGCCAGUUCAAAGUUGCCGAUUAUGGCGGCUCUGGCAUGUCGUGGGACGACAUUAUCCCCGAGGAUGAGCGCCAGCAAAUAGAGCUCGAGGAACAGCAAAAGCAGGAGGAGCUUCUCUAUCGCCGUCGGCGUGCUCGCGUGUCAUAUGCCGAAGAUAACUCACUUACAGGCAACAAGGCUGGCAGUGGGAGCACUGGGAGUGGGCGUGGCGGUGGUGGCGGCGACGAAGACGACGGUGACCACUCAUCUGACGGGUCGACUGCGAGUAGCCUGCAGGCGCGGCGCAAGGGCACGGGUGGCAUGUCGCGCAGACGCGCCGAGGGCCGCUCCAACGACCCCAAGGCGCUGGCUGAAAAGGAGGUACGUGCGCUGAUUCGUGGCGUGCAAAAGUUUGGCAGCCCCGAGCACCGCUUCUCGCAGGUCGUGGCCGAGGCCGAGCUCGAGGGCAAGAACCCUGAGGCAGUCAAGGCCAUGGGACUGGAGCUGAUCAAGUGUUGCGAGGACGCGCUGCGCAGCCAUUUGCAACCUAAUGCUGGCAACAGCGCUGUUGGCGAGGCUGAAUCGACGGUCGGGGCUGGCGCCGGGGCCGACGACGAGGACUUGGUCAGUGGCUUCAAGCGCAAUGCCAAGGCCAUUCUGGUGACGUUCCAUGGCGUGCAAAGCGUCAAUGCCGGCGUGGUUAUGCAGAGGGUCACUGAUUUGGCCGUGCUCAGCCGCCGCAUGGAUGAGCCGGCUCUGCGCGAGGACCCGACCAAGUUCCGUAUUGGUGUCCCCUUAAAGCCUGUGCACCACUGGUCGUGUUUGUGGGGCCAGCGCGAGGAUGCCAUGCUGCUUGUGGGCAUCUACCGCCAUGGCUUCGGAAACUGGGACAAGAUCCAGACCGAUAUGGAUCUGGGGCUGCAGAAGAAGCUGUUCUUGACACCCGCUGACGAGAAAGCGGCCAGCGUGCAGGCGAUUGGCGGAGGCACAGUUGGCACUGGCACUGGUUCUGCUGCUGGCGGCGGCGCUGGCGGUGCCGGUGGCUCGGGCGGAAAGCGCAUUGUUGCUCCCAAGGCCACGCAUCUGGUGCGUCGUGGUGAGUACCUGCUCAAGGUAUUGCGCGAUGGCGAGGAGAACAAAAACAGGCCGAUGUCCACCACGCUGACUCCGUCUGGAACCCCGCUUCGCUCUGCAGGCAGCCGCAAGCGGCGUGUGCGCAGUGGAGAGGAGUCCGAUACCAACAGUGCCAGUCUCGGCUACGACAAUGAGCGCGGGUUCGGGGCUGCUGGGCGUGUGCCGGGUGACGUUGAGGAUGGUGAGCUGUCGGAGCCUGAGUCGAUGGACGAGCGCACAUGCAAGGACAUGAUGCGGCCAGUCAAGCGAUACCUGCAGCGGCUGCGUGACGAGGCCGAGCACACAAAGUCGGCCAACAGCAAGGUCAAGCUGAUCAGCGAGUGCCUGCUGCCCAUCGGCCGCCACAUCCGGUCGGUCAUAGAGCGCAAGCAACCUCGUGGACCUGGAUCUAGCGAUGGCAGCGAAGAUACGGACAAGCUUUACCGCCACCUGUGGGUGUUUGUCACCUAUUUCUGGCGCAGCCCCGUGGAGUACACCAAGCUGGUGCGGCUGUUUGAGCGGCUGGAGGAGAACAAUCAGUCAUCGCCACAGGUCAACAAUGCCCCUACUAGCGUCGCCCCCGUGGGCUCAUCCCCUAGGAUGCACUUCGAUUCUGCGCCUCCGGGCGGCAGCCCCGUCGCACGCCAUCACUCGCGUGGGCGGAGCCAUAGCGCCGGGCGGAGCGCGAGCCGCAGUCGUAGCCGCAGCAGGAGCCGUGAUGGGGACAGGCACCGCCAGCGGUUGUCCAGCAAGGUCGAGGCUCCCGACGGUCUGCCAGCGGCAACGUCGGCGCUAACAGUAUCGUCAGCAAUUGGGAACGGCGGCGCGAUGUACCAGGAUGUGUCAUCCGGCUCAAGCCGGCAUCGUAGCAAUGGCUCGACGGCCACUGGCGACCACCACCACCACCAUCAUAGCAGCGGCAGCGCACACCGGACGCAGAAAUCGUCUUCGGGAACCAGCAAUGGCAACAUCAUUGGUACCAACAAUGGGCGCAGCCAGUCAAAGUCCAAUAAUAGUGGUGGCGUGAAGGUCAAUGUCAAGACCGAGACCAAGGCCAGUACCAACCCUGGUGACGAUCUGAACGGGAACAACUUCGUUGGAGAUAACAGCGUAGCCGGGAACCAGUUUGCGGUUGGGGACGGCAGCGACGAUGGUGGCAACGAUAGCAAAGACGGCGAGCCACAAAUAACACACCCCUUUUCACGCAGUAACUAG